AACUCCAGCACAUCUUGAAUCUGUUAACUCUUUUCUGACCAUACCCAAGUUCCACCCAGCUUUGAACUCUGCUGCUCUGGCGGGGCUACUCAGACUGAAGGCUUGAAGGCAGAGGCACCAUCUGGAGGAGAUAGAUUCCCAGACCCAGCCUGCCUGAGGCAUGGGUGGAGUGUGAGCCUCUCGGUCCUGAGCCAGACAGGUCGCCUGGCACUCUCUUAGUCCCCCUGAGCUCACCACCUUGCUGGCCGAGCUGAGCUAAGCCCGGGGUUGGCUCUGCUUUUCUGCACCUCUUGCCUUCAGGGUUGGCCAUGCCUGGACACAAGCAUGAGCUCUGGGUUUAUAGAUCUCAGGCUCUCUUGGCUCGAGGCCGAAGGCUAGCCGCCUGUGAAAGCAGAUCAACGCUUCUAGAGAACCCAUUUGCACUGGGGACUCAGCCCUCUCUUUUUCCUGGCGAGGCUUAUGAACCUGUCACCAAGCCAGUGCCUCGGAAAGGAGGAAGUGCGGUGGGGCUCAAAGGAUACAUGGCGCCCGCCCCCAGCUAGCUGCUCUUCAGAUGAUCUGCAACCAAGUUGGCUGAUAAAAUAUUUAGUAACGACCCAGUAAACAUGACUGCAAAUACAUUAAAGCACUUCAGCGCGACAGCUUAUGAUUAUUUCAAAACUUAAAAAGGAGAUCAUAGAUUGUCACUGUUUCUGUACCCCUGCCGGAAACCGAACCUUCCCGAGGUGGGUUGCUGGGUGGGUUAACUGCUUUGCCUCCUCUUCUCCUCUCUUAACGCUGUGGCUUUCAGCGGCAGAGGUUUGUUUAUUUAUUUAUUUACUCGUGUAGUUUAAAGGUGGGGGAGGGGGCGGCAAGGACACGCAAUACCGAUUCAACAAAGCACAGGCUCAGGUGUGUGUGCUUCUGUGUAUUAACUGGAAAAGACAGACUCUGGAAGUUUUACAGGGCGAGAAGAGGCCACCGGCUCGCGCUUUGUAUACUUUGCACUUGAAAUCGUUACAUUCAACUGAAUAUUUGGCUCAUUCAGAUCCGAAAAGUCUCCUAGCAUCAUCGAAUUCCCUCCUCCGCCCCUCCUCUCUAAAGAGAGGGGGGGGGGUAAGGAACUGUUUAGUAAAUUGCACAUCUUUGAAUCUUCCUGAAGCAGUGGUCACAAAGCUUAAAGGUGACAUAACAGAGCUCACGUAAACCAACACACUUUCCCCACCCCCCAAGCCAACAAUAAAAUCAUCCCCUUCAAUUUGCCAUGAUCGUCGCGACCAGGAGCCAGGUGAUUAUCCUAAUUAAUGUCUAUCUAAUUAAAUUACUGUCAGCAGCUAACCAAUGGCAAGAGCCGUUUCAUCGGCUGCAUAAGCAGCAAGAUCAAAAGUGAGCCUUUUCUGAUUGCUGCAUAGUGUCAAUUGGCCAAUCUCUUCUCCCAGGGAAAAAAAAAAGUAAAUCAAACCUUUGAGAAGCAUUUGCUGGUUGAAGUGCUUUCUGUCUAGUGAGGGGUCUGUGGAUUCCUAGUGUAUGAUAAACAGGACUUUAAAACCCAGGGACGGGAGGGCCAGCGUUCAGGUUCUAGAGCUAUGCAGCUGGAGCAUUGCCUCUCUCCUUCUAUCAUGCUCUCCAAGAAAUUUCUCAAUGUGAGCAGCAGCUACCCACAUUCGGGCGGAUCUGAGCUUGUCUUGCAUGAUCAUCCCAUUAUCUCGACCACUGACAACCUGGAGAGAAGUUCACCUUUGAAAAAAAUUACCAGGGGGAUGACGAAUCAGUCAGAUACAGACAAUUUUCCUGACUCCAAGGACUCACCAGGGGACGUCCAGAGAAGUAAACUCUCUCCUGUCUUGGACGGGGUCUCUGAGCUUCGUCACAGUUUCGAUGGCUCUGCUGCAGAUCGUUACCUACUCUCUCAGUCCAGCCAGCCACAGUCUGCGGCCACCGCUCCCAGUGCCAUGUUCCCGUACCCCAGCCAGCACGGACCGGCGCAUCCCGCCUUCUCCAUCGGCAGCCCCAGUCGCUACAUGGCCCACCACCCGGUCAUUACCAACGGAGCUUACAACAGCCUGCUGUCCAACUCUUCGCCGCAGGGCUACCCCACGGCCGGCUACCCCUACCCACAGCAGUACGGCCACUCCUACCAAGGAGCCCCUUUCUACCAGUUCUCCUCCACCCAGCCCGGGUUGGUGCCCGGCAAGGCGCAAGUAUACCUGUGCAACAGGCCACUUUGGCUGAAAUUUCAUCGGCAUCAAACGGAGAUGAUCAUCACUAAACAGGGAAGGCGCAUGUUUCCCUUUUUGAGUUUUAACAUUUCUGGUCUCGAUCCCACCGCUCAUUACAAUAUUUUUGUGGAUGUGAUUUUGGCGGAUCCCAAUCACUGGAGGUUUCAAGGAGGCAAAUGGGUUCCUUGUGGCAAAGCGGACACCAAUGUGCAAGGAAACCGGGUCUAUAUGCAUCCGGAUUCCCCCAACACUGGGGCUCACUGGAUGCGGCAAGAAAUCUCUUUUGGAAAAUUAAAACUUACCAACAACAAGGGAGCAUCAAACAACAAUGGGCAGAUGGUGGUUUUACAGUCCCUGCACAAGUACCAGCCCCGUCUGCACGUGGUGGAAGUGAAUGAGGAUGGCACAGAGGACACCAGCCAGCCAGGCCGAGUCCAGACGUUCACUUUUCCGGAGACUCAGUUCAUCGCUGUCACCGCCUACCAGAACACGGAUAUUACACAACUAAAAAUAGAUCAUAACCCCUUUGCAAAAGGAUUUCGAGAUAACUAUGACACGAUCUACACGGGCUGCGACAUGGACCGCUUGACCCCGUCGCCCAACGACUCUCCGCGCUCGCAGAUCGUGCCCGGCGCCCGCUACGCCAUGGCCGGCUCUUUCCUGCAAGACCAGUUCGUGAGCAACUACGCCAAGGCCCGCUUCCACCCGGGCGCCGGCGCGGGUCCCGGGCCGGGCACGGACCGCAGCGUGCCGCACACCAACGGGCUGCUGUCCCCGCAGCAGGCCGAGGACCCGGGCGCGCCGUCGCCGCAGCGCUGGUUCGUCACGCCGGCCAACAACCGGCUGGACUUCGCGGCCUCGGCCUACGACACGGCCACGGACUUCGCCGGCAACGCGGCCACGCUGCUGUCGUAUGCGGCCGCGGGCGUGAAGGCGCUGCCCUUGCAGGCCGCGGGCUGCACGGGCCGCCCGCUCGGCUACUACGCCGACCCUUCGGGCUGGGGCGCGCGCAGCCCCCCGCAGUACUGCGGCGCCAAGUCGGGCUCCGUGCUCCCCUGCUGGCCCAACAGCGCCGCGGCCGCCGCGCGCAUGGCCGGCGCCAACCCCUAUCUGGGCGAGGAGGCCGAGGGCCUGGCGGCCGAGCGCUCGCCGCUGGCGCCCGCCGCCGAGGACGCCAAGCCCAAGGACCUGUCCGACUCCAGCUGGAUCGAGACGCCCUCCUCCAUCAAAUCCAUCGACUCCAGCGACUCGGGGAUUUACGAGCAGGCCAAGCGGAGGCGGAUCUCGCCGGCUGACACGCCGGUGUCUGAGAGCUCGUCCCCGCUCAAGAGCGAGGUGCUGGCCCAGCGGGACUGCGAGAAGAACUGCGCCAAGGACAUAGGCGGCUACUAUGGCUUCUACUCGCACAGCUAGGCCGCCAGCCCGCUCGCCCGCCCGCCCGUGCCCCCGGCCCCCCAGCUCGGCCCCACGUCCUCCUUCCCAGGCCCGUUCUAGCGCACUCGCUCUUUCACUUGACCCUCGAUGACCGUCUGCGGGGAUAAGUGCAGGUCUCUCACUAUGAUUUUAAAACUCUUCUUUUUUCUUUCUUUCUUUCUCUCUACACAGCCUUCUCUGCAGUUAGCGCACCGACCUUGAACCUGGCUGUAAACCUUGUGGUUUUCCAACUUUUCGUCUGUGAGGUUAUGAUCCUCCCUGUCUUUUUUCCACCCCCUUCUCCUUGCCCCACUCAUCCUCUCCUUUCUCUUGGAAUGAAACUCUUCAACUUUAGGAGACCUGGGCAAUCCUGCCAGGCAGCAGCGAUUCCGACCCGCCUUGUCUUGGCCUCCCUAUUUAACCAUAGGAUGUUGACUCUAGAACCUGCACCCACCCAGCGCGUCCUUUCUUAUACCCGAGUGGAUGGAUGGAUGGAUGGAUGGAUGGUAGGGAUGUUAAUACUUUUAGUGGAACAAAGCCUGUGAAAUGAUUGUAUAUAGUGUUAAUUUAUUGUAACGAAUGGCUAGUUUUUAUUCUCAUUGUCAAGGCACAAAACCAGUUCACGCUUAACUUUUUAUUCCUUUCCUUUCUUCUCCUUUUCUUUUUCUCCUCUCAUUCUUUCUCUUCUCCCACACCCUUUGUUUUCUUGUGAGUUAUUAAAGAUAUUCUAAGAGGCUCUGGAAACACGAAGCACUUCAUAGUGGUGGCUUUCUCACUUCUCAGUUCGUUGCAUGAUGUAACCACUGUGUGCCCUGGUGCACACAAUGUAGCUAAGGAGAAUCCACCUGAACACCUGUAAAAGCUAGUUGUCUGUUCCUAGGCGAGUCGAGUAAGUGACACGAUGCCUGCCAGGCGGACUUAACUGGAGUUCUAUGUGUUUCUCCCUUCCUUCUAAAUGGAAUGGCCCCACAUCAGCAAUAUUAUUUUGCCUUAUUUGUUUUUCCCCAAAGUGCCAAAUCCAUUACUGGUCUGUGCAGGUGCCAAAUAUGCUGAUAAACUGUUUCUGACUAUCUUUUCAGACCCCACUCCACCUUUAUAUGCUGUAAAUCUUUGUAAUGAGUAAUCUACUAAUGAUAUAGAUGACUGAAUUGUUGGUAACUAUAGUGUAGUCUAGUGAAGAUGAAUUGUGUGAGUUGUAUAUUUUACUGCAUUUUAGUUUGAAAAACGAUUCCCCCACCACUUAGAGACAGCUGAAAUUUGACUUUCUUGGGAAAACACUAGCAUUAUUGCAAGUAAGACUGAUUCCCCCCAAGUCUUGUUAUAUUUGAUAAGGAGCAUUAAUCCCCCUGGAAAUAGAUUAGUAGGAUUUCUAAUGUUGUGUAGCAAACUUAUACUUUUUUUGUACUUUAAAAUCAAUGUGAAAUAUGCAUCAUACACAAUAUUCAAUCUAGAUUCCAGUCUAUGGGGGGAUUUGUCCUAAUAGGAAUUCAGGGUCUAAACGUGGGUAUACUUUGGCUCUCCUGUAAAUCAAAUGUUGUGAUUUUUUAUAUUUGUUUUGUUUUGUCUGUGAAUUGAAUAAUUUAUACAAGUACACACUCCACUGAGAAUCGUUUUGUUUUCUGCUCGUUUGUAUCGUCUGUGUAUAACAAGUAAAAUAAAUCUGGUAAAAUGCUAAA
Mus musculus (house mouse) is the source of this 5287-nucleotide messenger RNA. RefSeq names its product T-box brain transcription factor 1 (gene Tbr1). The coding region runs from base 1566 to 3611 and encodes 681 amino acids. Gene Ontology annotation, biological process: cerebral cortex development; forebrain neuron differentiation; regulation of DNA-templated transcription. The transcript has 7 exons. Gene Ontology annotation, molecular function: DNA-binding transcription factor activity; RNA polymerase II cis-regulatory region sequence-specific DNA binding; protein kinase binding. Gene Ontology annotation, cellular component: nucleus. NCBI's taxonomy places the organism in Eukaryota, Metazoa, Chordata, Mammalia, Rodentia, Muridae. The record is from RefSeq and is a predicted model, not a curated record.